Messenger RNA from Ciona intestinalis (vase tunicate), 2173 nucleotides. RefSeq names its product G protein alpha subunit Gi (gene gi1). Gene Ontology annotation, cellular component: cytoplasm; heterotrimeric G-protein complex. Gene Ontology annotation, biological process: adenylate cyclase-modulating G protein-coupled receptor signaling pathway. The record is from RefSeq and is a predicted model, not a curated record. Gene Ontology annotation, molecular function: GTPase activity; G-protein beta/gamma-subunit complex binding; G protein-coupled receptor binding. Lineage: Eukaryota; Metazoa; Chordata; Ascidiacea; Phlebobranchia; Cionidae.
AGAUUUGAGCUAAGCAUUUUUAUUUUACGAUUUUAUACAAACUGGAUAUCUAAGAAAGAAGACAAAGGUUGAUUUCCAUUCUAACUUUUCUAUUUAUCUACAAAACCUUUCUACAGGACACGGUUGUUUCAUCCCUUUGGGUUCAGGUGUUUAUACGAACAAGCACAGCCGGAAUCAUGGGUUGCACAGUCUCCACAGACGAUAAAGCAGCAAAUGAAAGGUCACGAGCUAUCGAUCGUAACCUCCGUGUGGAUGGAGACAAACAAUCAAGAGAAGUAAAGUUGCUCUUACUUGGUGCUGGUGAAUCUGGGAAAAGCACAAUUGUCAAGCAAAUGAAAAUUAUCCACGAGGACGGUUACUCAGAAGAAGAGUGUUUACAAUACAAAGCAGUCGUCUACAGUAACACAUUACAAUCACUCAUCACUAUUGUGAGGGCGAUGGGAAACUUGAAAAUCGAUUUUGGUUCAUCAGAUAGAGCGGAUGAUGCCAGACAGUUGUUCUCAUUGGCUGGAUCCCUGGAAGAUGGAGAGAUGACCCAGGAGCUGGGAGACUGCAUGAAACGAAUGUGGGGUGACAAGGGAGUGCAAGUCUGCUUCAACAGAUCAAGGGAGUUUCAACUCAAUGACUCUGCACAGUACUACCUGGAUAGUCUUGACCGACUGGUUGCAUCGGACUACGUGCCCACUGAGCAGGAUGUGCUACGGUCUCGAGUGAAAACCACAGGAAUUGUUGAGACGCAAUUCGAACACAAAGAUUUACACUUUAAUUACUUGGAUUCCCUUGAUCGAUUGACUGAACCUCGGUAUGUCCCAACCCAGCAGGAUGUGCUUAGAACCAGAGUUAAAACUACAGGCAUCGUCGAAGUAGACUUUAACUUUAAAGGUCUCACCUUCAAGAUGUUUGAUGUUGGUGGUCAGCGUUCAGAAAGAAAGAAAUGGAUUCAUUGUUUUGAAGGUGUGACUGCUAUCAUCUUCUGUGUAGCACUAUCAGCUUAUGACUUGGUGCUUGCUGAAGAUGAAGAAAUGAACCGUAUGCACGAGUCGAUGAAACUUUUUGAUUCGAUUUGCAACAACAAGUGGUUCACCGAGACUUCUAUCAUUCUCUUUCUGAACAAGAAAGAUUUGUUUGAAGUUAAAAUUCUUAAAUCCCCUCUCUCUAUCUGCUUCCCUGAAUACCCGGGCCAGAACACAUAUGCUGAGGCAGCUGCAUACAUUCAACUUCAAUUCGAAGACCUUAACAAACGUAAGGACAGCAAGGAAAUCUAUACCCACUUUACAUGCGCCACUGAUACAACCAACAUACAAUUUGUGUUCGAUGCCGUCACUGAUGUCAUUAUCAAAAACAACUUGAAAGAUUGCGGGCUCUUCUAAAUACGAUGUUUCGUCCAAAAAGUGAUUUUAGGCGAAGUUCUUUUGCUUGAUGUGCGGAACUCUUCUUGGUGAUUACCCCCCUUGUGUUUACCCAACACCUGGACAACAACUGUUUUAUCAAGUGACCGUGUUUAGUCUUGUGUGCGAGGGUAAAUCCCCAAAUCUCCCACUCACUCUCACAUCCACAACUUUGCAUGAGGGGGUCAUUAAGUAUUUAUUAUUUUACCGUUGUUGCCAUAGCGACUUGUUUUAGUGAGCUUAUUAGCCCCCUCUAGCGGGUGUGAAUCGUCGUUUGAUGUUGUGCGACCUCUCUGUACUUUUGUAUAAAAAUAACUUCUCCAAGACCCCUUUUUUUCUUUUUUCCUUUUUAAACGUUCGCACGUAUAAGCCACCAAGACAUAACAGACUACUGAUAAAGAACAAGGUGUUGCCACCACACGGAGCAACAUAGAACGCACCAAUCACAGUUUCAACGCGAUUACUCCGCGACAAUCACCACCGCGUUCUUCUUCGUGACGUAGCGCUCCUCUGACGUCAUCACCCGGUGACGUCAUCGCAUGCAUACCGGCCUGCGGGUGCCACACUGUUUCGUAACAAUAGAAAUGAUGUAAUUCUUAACGUAGGUACUUCGUUGUUGUAUCGUGCCGCCGUUUCCCCUUUUACAGUGGUAAUUUGUUUCACUGACAAUAUAACUUGUUUUGUACAACUCGCAAACCCCAACUGGUUGUUCUGUCCUACUGCGCAUUUGCGCUGUGUUACUUCGAAACGUCGACUGACAAAUGAAACAGUCACAACAAGCUAAA